GCCCCGGCGCCCCCGGAGCGCAGCCGCGACAGCCCCGGGGCCUCCCUCAGCUCGGGGCCCGCCCGGCAGCCCCACGCCGCGUCCACGCGGGCGACCCCUCGGCUUCCCGCACUUUCUGCACUUUUCCUCCGGGCUCCGGGUGCCGCUGUGUCCCUCUGUGCGCCCCCCGGACUUCCCGAGCGGCCGCCGAGCGCGAGCGGUCCCCAGGACUCCCUCCAUCCCGGGGCUCCCGGUUUCCAUCCCGGGGGCUCCGCGGUCUCCGUCCUGGGGGCUCCGCGGUCUCUAUCCCGGGGCCCCGUUGCGUCUACAUCGGUUUUCCUGACAGCGGUUCCAGCCUCUGCGCCCACCUCCACCCGGGGGAAGCCUCAGGACGCCGGCGGGAAAGCCGAAGCUCACGGAGGCCGCACAGGCCGCCCUGGUUCUGCGCACCUGGGGUCUGGGCUUUUGCUGCAGGAGGAAAGCGUCUGCCGCCGGUGCAGGUGGUGAAGCCCGGGGACUGUGUGCAGAAGCCCGGGGACCACGUGCGGAACCCUGCCAUCCAGGGAGGCCACCUCCACCCGCCAGGCCUCACUCAGCUCCCGCAGCCUCCUGGGCGUCCGCAGUGUCUGACUUGCGCUCUGUCCUCUCCGCCUAGCAUGCUGACCUUGUUGAGGCCGGUGGGCAUCCUGUACCUGUCUUCAGGAUUAUUGGUACUAGCUCAGUUUAGAGGACACUUUUCACCCAGGAUGAAUCAGAUUUUCCUGACUCCCUCCCGCAUGAUAAAUCGUGGUGUGGGUCUGAAAGUAGAAGGCUCGAGCUUCACGCUGGACGGCUCCCCCUUCCUGAUCAUAGCAGGCACCAUCCACUACUUCCGGGUGCCCAGGGAGUACUGGAGGGACCGCCUGCAGAAGCUGAAGGCCUGCGGCUUCAACACGGUCACCACGCAUAUUCCUUGGAACCUUCAUGAGCCAAGAAAAGGCUGGUUUUAUUUUACUGCAAACCUGGAUUUCGUGACCUUCGUAGCCAUGGCUUCGGAGGCAGGGCUGUGGGUUAUCCUGUGUCCCGGCCCCUAUGUUGGCGGUGACCUGGACCUUGGAGGCCUGCCCAGCUGGUUACUCCGGGAUCCAAAAAUGAAGCUGAGAACAACUUACAAGGGCUUCACUAAAGCAGUGAAUCACUAUUUUGAUAAGAUAAUUCCCAUGAUAGUACAACUCCAGUAUGCAAAGGGAGGCCCCAUCAUUGCUGUGCAGGUUGAGAAUGAAUAUGGUUCAUAUCAUCAGGAUAAAAGAUACCUGAAAUAUAUUAAAAAGGCCCUGGUUACGAGAGGGAUUAAGGUGUUGCUUAUGACCGGAGAUGACGGAGAAGCGCUGACCAGAGGCCACUUGACACAGGCACUCUCCACCGUUCACAUGAGACACAUAAAGAAAGAGACUUACGACACGCUCUUCUCACUCCAGGGUCGGAGCCCCAUACUGAUGAUGGUGUACACAGCAAGAUCUUUGGAUGGAUGGGGCACUGCCCCCCAUUCUGCAGAUUCACAUAUGUUAAAGAAAGAGGUACGGGAAAUGUUCAAUGCUAGUUUCUCCCUCAACUUCUAUAUGUUCCAUGGUGGCACCAACUUCGGCUUCAUGGGUGGAUCUGCAUCUUUGGAUAAUUACCUCCCUAUGAUCACGAGCUAUGACUACGGGGCACUGCUGACAGAGAAUGGAGAAUAUACUCCUGAGUACUUCUCGUAUCAAGACUUUUUUAGCUUUUCUUUGGGGAUUCCCAAGCAUCCCCAACCAGAUUCUAUACCUAAGGCUACAUAUAAGUCAGUGAUAACACCAUACUACAUUUCCCUGUGGGAUGUCAUGCCCUACUUGGAGGAGCCCAUCAGCUCUGUCAAGCCGAUCUGCAUGGAAAAGCUGUCCGUGAACCAGGGGAGUGGUCAGUCCUCUGGAUACGUUCUUUAUGAGACUAUGAUCAUCUCUGGUGGCCUCCUUACCACAAAGGGUCAUCUUCAAGACCGAGGUCAGGUGUUUGUGGAUGACAUUUAUAUAGGGAUCCUGGACCAUUCCACUAAUCAUCUGACCAUUCCUACGAAAAUGGUCUACAAGAAUAACCCAACGCUGCGGAUCCUGGUGGAGAAUCAAGGCCGCCUUGCCUAUGGGCAGGACAUCAACAAGGAGAGAAAAGGUUUAAUUGGCGAUAUCUAUCUGAACAAUUCUCCUUUAAGAAAAUUUAAAAUCUACAGCCUGGAUAUGAAAACUAAAUUUCUACGAAGGGACCUUCCUAACAUCUGGAAACCAGUCGUAUUCAAACAUCAGGGCCCUGCCUUCUUCCUUGGUAUCCUGAGAAUGGGUAAUUACCCCAGAGACACUUUCAUAAAAAUGGAGGGCUGGACAAAAGGUGUAAUAUUCAUCAAUGGACAAAAUCUGGGACGCUACUGGAAUAUAGGUCCCCAGGAGACCCUCUACCUUCCAGGACCCUGGCUUCGUCCUGGAUCAAAUGAAAUUAUUGUGUUUGAGGAAUUUAAGCCCGGCCUGCAGAUCCACUUCACAAAUAUGUCUCAUCUAGGUAUGGUUCCCUGGAGGGCAAAUUGCAGCAUAUGAGACCAUCCUUCUGGGUCUUCCUAGCUGAACUGGAGAUAAAGAAGAUAGAACGUACUGUCUCCCGGUAACCUGAGCCCACCUCCACUGCCUUUACAUGGUGGCCAGGUUUUCUCGUAUACCCGACACAGCCCUACUCAUCACCUCCCAUUUCCAAAUGACUCAACUAGCUCAUUCCUCCAACAGACUAGCUCAACUCCCUGGGCCUCCCUUCCUUCCAGACAUUUCCACUGUGCUUUCUGGAUCCCUCCCUCAUUGUAAACCAAGGUCCCAGCAUUUCCCACUUCUUGCCUUUUCUGAAACCCGUUUCCUGCUGCCUGACAUGUGCUGUCAUGUCUGAUGAUUCCAAGGCACUUUUUCAAGUACUGUUCCUCAGUUGCCAAAGGGAGGGAACACACGGCCCAGUUGGCACAGGUGAGAAGGUUGCAGACUCUCUGCCCCUCAUGGAUACCUGGUGUCUGUACCCAGCACCCCCCACCCCCCGAUCCUUAUGUUGGGAGCAGGAUCCAGAUGUCCCUUAGGAGAAUCACUCACGUUCCCUUCAUUAGAGUCUUGGUGGGACUGAUAAUCACGUUGCCCUUUCUCCCCACCUGCAGCUGUCCCUCCGUGCCGGGGAUGGCAUGUGAUGCACAGUAGGCCGAUCAGACUUUCUUUUCCAGGAUAUUAGGGCAGCCCCGGUGGCGCAGCGGUUUGGCGCCGCCUACAGCCCAGGGCGUGAUCCUGGAGACGCAGGAUCCCACGUCGGGCUCCCUCUGCCUGUGUCUCUGCCUGUGUCUCUGCCUGUCUCUUUUCCAGGAUAUUGACUCUUGAGUGGUGUGACAUAACGUAGGAAAUGGAUUGCGAUGAGUCACUUCAACGGUGGGGCUGUGAGCAACCCACCCAUCCUGACACCUCCAUUGCUGCGACUACCUUGGCUUCUCCACUCUCCCAAUCCCUGCUUUGGGCUGACCACCCACUUCCUAAGUUGCCAGUAUAUUCCUCUUUGGGCCUGGGUCAGCUAACUUUUUCUGAUGCUCCUAAUGAAAUCAGCCUACUCCGUGCAUGCCCUUUGUCCUGUUGCUACAAUAAAGGCUGUUUGACCACCAAAUAAAAUGCUGAAAAACUGAGAUACUCAGAAUACUUGACCCCACGAGUGUAAAGUGAUCUUUCAAAGAUAUCAAAUAAAAGGUAAAUGUUAAUGCAGUUCA
Molecule: messenger RNA, 3754 nt
Organism: Nyctereutes procyonoides (raccoon dog)
Lineage: Eukaryota; Metazoa; Chordata; Mammalia; Carnivora; Canidae
Product: beta-galactosidase-1-like protein 2
Exons: 21
Coding region: 636-2570 (644 amino acids)
Biological process (GO): carbohydrate metabolic process
Cellular component (GO): vacuole
Molecular function (GO): beta-galactosidase activity
Source: RefSeq, a predicted model, not a curated record